Molecule: messenger RNA, 6324 nt
Organism: Sander lucioperca (pikeperch)
Lineage: Eukaryota; Metazoa; Chordata; Actinopteri; Perciformes; Percidae
Gene: dbpa
Product: D site albumin promoter binding protein a
Exons: 5
Coding region: 799-1971 (390 amino acids)
Biological process (GO): regulation of transcription by RNA polymerase II
Cellular component (GO): nucleus
Molecular function (GO): DNA-binding transcription factor activity, RNA polymerase II-specific; RNA polymerase II cis-regulatory region sequence-specific DNA binding
Source: RefSeq, a predicted model, not a curated record
GAGAGAGAGAGAGAGAGAGAAAGGGAGAGAGAGGGGGAGAGAGGGAGGAAAAUAAGAGCCAUCAGUCUCAUCUAUCUGACUCUCAUACUACUGGAUAUUAUUAUUUUUUUGGGGGGGGGAACUCUUUAUUUCCUUCAUCUUAUAUUUUCCACUCAUAUUAAAUCACAAGUUGUUUUUCUCUGUCUUGGAGACUGUUCGCAUCGACUCUACUGUUUCUAAUCCUCUUUCUCUACUCACUGUAUGGGACUAUACAGCCAUCCGCGAUUGAAUCUGCUUUUAGCCUUAUUUAUUUUUGCUUUUUGCCCUCCGGACUAAAGAAUCUCCGAUCGAUCAAGCAACUGGACCCGAGCGUGAGUUGUGUGACCGUUUUUAUCUCCACAAAACUCAAACGGGGCUUCCCUCGCUGCGAGCUGCAGGAUUCAGUCUGUCUUCCUGUGUGCGUUUUAUUAGUGCAGAGCUUAGUUAGUUUAAAGAGGCGACAGCAACACAGCAACUCGUGAAGGCUCAGCCAGUCCGAGAGGAUGCAUUAGACUCGGUGAGCAUGGUGCCAUUUUGGAGAUAAGUCCCCCCUUUCUUUCUUUUCUUUUUUUUUUUUUUUUUAAUACAUUUUCUUCAUGGGACGGCCGGACAAGCGGGACAUCAGGUGGAGAUUUUGAAGCGUCACCUGUCCGCGCACCUUUUGACGGCGCGCCUGUCAAUUAGUGCCACUAAUUGGAUUAUUUUGAUCAUCUUGAACUUAGAGUCUGCAGGUUUCUCUUCUCCGCCUCCUCGCCUCCCACCUCCUCCUCCCUUGAAGUUAUGUCAAGGCCUCUUACUCAGCUCUUACCUCCGGAUCUCCCUGCUGGGGCCACCAGCCCCCAAUUUGGGGCCAGCAACCCGGCUGGAAGUGCCCCCCAAGGUGGACAUCUGACCUCCAUGACCAACCUGAAGACCCUGCUUCAGCUGCCAAUCAAGGCCGACCAGAGAGGCCCCAAGGACUGCUGCGAGAUGAAAGACAAAGACAAGCCUGUGGACUCUGAUGAAGACUCACAGCCACAGGGUGUCAAUAGCGCAGGCCCCGGAGGGCCCGCCGGGGUCGGAGGGGCCCCUGGGCCCGGCGUGUUGCGGCCCAACUCAGCGUUCCUGGGCCCACUGCUGUGGGAGAGGACCCUGCCGUGUGACGGAGGUUUGUUCCAGCUGCAGUACAUGGACCUGGAGGAGUUUCUGACCGAAAAUGGGAUGGGGAUGCACGGCAACGGGCCCAGCUCCACCAGCGCCCAGAUCCCCUCCCAGGUAAGACUGAGCUCCCAGUCGGCGGUGCCCAACCAGAGCUCCCAGUGCCCUCCCAGCUCUCCUCCGCCCUGCUCCUCCUCUUCCUCCUCCUCCAUGUCGUCUUCGUCCUCCUCUUCGUCAUUGCUGGGACUGGAGACCGUCCAGCCACAACCGCCGCCGCCACCGCCACUGCCACUGCCACCUCAGCAGCAGCCGCAAGGCAUUUUGGGAGGACCUGAGUGUCUACAUGGGGGACGGGCGGUGCCUCAGGACCAGUCACCCACUUCUACCUGCCCUCCGGGACCCUCUGGACCUCCGGCGGCCGCCAACGGCAGCAGCGAUGUCAUGGUGAACUUUGACCCCGACCCAGCGGACCUGGCGCUGUCCAGCGUGCCGGGCCAGGAGGCGUUUGACCCGCGGCGGCACCGCUUCUCCGACGAGGAGCUGAAACCUCAGCCGAUGAUCAAGAAGGCCCGCAAGAUGCUGGUCCCCAAUGAGCAGAAGGACGACAAGUACUGGAGCCGGCGUGUCAAGAACAAUGAGGCGGCGAAGCGCUCGCGGGACGCCCGGCGGCUGAAGGAGAACCAGAUCUCUGUGCGCGCCGCCUUCUUGGAGCGGGAGAACGCCGCCCUUCGCCAGGAGGUGGCCGAAAUGAGGAAAGAGCUGGGCCGCUGCAGGAACAUCCUCAACAAGUACGAGAGUCGGCACGGAGACUUGUGAGGCGGAGGAGGAGGAAGAGGAGGAGGAGGAAGAAGAAGACGCAGGAGGAAGGGGCGGGAGGGCAGGACGAAAUGAGGAAAAAGGGUACAAGGCAAACCCAACAACUGCAGCACUUUAGUUGAAGUGGCGAGGGGGAAGGCCGGCGUAGAUCUGCAACCAAGCAAUGUGCGACACCGGGCGCAAACACACAAAAAAAAAGCGCGCGCAGGCUUGUGCUUCAGGAUGUCACGACAGGAAAGCACAGCGACGCCAUCUUUUCCAGUUUGACUCUCUUUUGUACAUGCUGCUUCGCUGAAUCCACUCAGCGUGCUGUAUCACCGUGCAUCACCUCGGCAGCUUACGUCACCCUCGGCGCUGUGCUUACGUCCGGUGUCGCACGGCAUGUUUUGCAGGUAGUGCGUUCCGGCCGCUGCUCCGGCCAGUUCAAACAGGGUGUUGAAUUCACAUUAUGCCAGUGAAAUCUCACUUUUUAAGCUCAAGGCACGGAUACAAGCCAGGAGAGGUCAGAUGUGUAAUUUUUUUCUAUAAAUAGGACAAAAGAAACAUGUAUAUUUUUGAAGUGGGCAGGAAGGCAAGACCAGUCCAGCAAAGAGGAGGAGGAGGAGGAGGAGGAGGAGAAAGAGGUGCAGGGUUUUCGUCCAUAACGCAAAGAGAUUUUGACAUAGGAUUACUGUAUAUUUUUCUAUUAGCAAAGAUAGCCAGGAGGAGGCUUUUGGAGAAAAUCUUUUGUAUAUUUUAUAUAUGGGGCGGGGAGGGGCUCUUAGCUGGACAGUCACGGGGCCACACAAAACGCUUUUCCUCCCAGCUGUUUAUCGCUAAACAACAGAUAAUCUAUUUUCGAUUUCACUGAGCUGGUUAGUUGGAGGCGGAGGCGUUACGGAGAAUGUAUCACGGUUGAAUCAGGUAUUUCACACGGUGCGAGACGAGGCGGGGGUAUCUUAGUAACGAUUGUUUUGGGAUUGUGGCGGGGGCGUUAGAAGGAAGACGGUGAAACAAAAAUUGUAUAGUUUUAAGAAAUUUUUGUGUUCGUUUGUUUUCUUUGUGAGCUCGUUCAAGCACUUGAUUUGUUAUCUUCUAUUUGAUUCCGUGUCUGACUUUGAAAUGAUUGCAGGGCUUUUAUUUUUUGAAAAUGAAGGAGAAAAAGAGAGAGGAAAACAGGAAGUAAUUAGCCAUCAGAACAGCUGGAUGUGAGCAGGUGUUUGAAAAUAAAUAAGGUGGAGAAUUUCGCUGGCGGGGUUUGCAUUUAGUUUGGUGGACCUGUCUGGCUCACACACACACACACAUACUCACAGUGACAAUUUGUCAAUAAUAACACAACACAGUUGCAGUCUUUCUCUCUCUGUUUACUCCUCGAUUUGUCCAGGACGUGCAAAAAUGAAAUACUAACUGGUUUAGGGUGGAUUUGCCCAGAUUGACCAGUGACUGAAACAUUCAACAUUCAGCAUGCAGACACACAACAAACACUCGGACACACAGUCCUCACCCAGGUUUUAACCCUUAUUGUUGUUGUUGAUGUUGUUAUGGACUUCUAUGGUGCUGAUCUGAUCUGAUCCUUCACCUGACACACACACACACACACACACACACACACACACACACACAUGCAAACACUUCCACCACCUUAAACACAGUACUGAACUGCCUAUACCCUUUCUUUGUCUUUUAUUCCUUCUUUUUAGUUUAUUUUGUUCUUAUUUUGUUGCAUAUUGUAUCGAUAAAUCGUAUAUAGAUUUACACACAAACACUUGUCUAUACCUCACCUUCAAACUUUACCCAAUGAGAAACGAGAAAUGCACCCUACUGCUACUGUACCAUACAACUAUUGAAUAAUAAACUAUUCUCUCACUAUAUAUAUAUAUAUACAUAUAUGUAUGUAUAUGUAUAUAUAUAUAUAUAUAUAUAUAUGUAAAUGUAUAUUAUAUAUGCUUGAAUUAUGUGAUUAUAGUUGUAAUAUACAUAAUUGAAUAUUGAAUAUAUUACAGAAAAUCCCAUUGAAAUCAUGUCAGUUUUUUCUCAGGUGUUUUUGUCUGAGGUAUUAAAUACACAUUAAAAAAAAAAAAAAAAAACACAAAAAAGUCUUUGAUUGGAUCACAAAAUUUGUUGUUUGUUUUUUGGGGGGGAUUUAUAUUUUAUUUGUCUUGUUACAAAGCGUUUCAGAGCUGUUGGGUUUUGUUGUUAUGGUUGUGUUGUACCCCAGUUUAUUACUAACUAGGACAGAUACCUUUCUCCUCAGACCAAGUGACCAUUCACUAAGCCCCGCCCAACGUAGUUACUGGUUACUGUCACGCCUUCCAUUCUAGAACUUUCACUAUGGCAACAGUGGCAGAUUGGAUUAGCUAUAGCUAGCUAACUAACGAUUCAGUUGCUGUGUCCGAAAUCACUCCUUUGAUACACAUUUACUACUCCCUACAUAAUAGACACUAAAUACUUUACUCAAUUGCAAGCAAAAUUAGAUGUUGGACACUUAAGAAUCAACCUCAAAAUUGUUAAUACGUUUUUAAACAAUGGGUCCUUGAUUUUAGACAUAAGUGGACACAAACAUCUUCUAAGUUUUUGUUACUGAACUGUUGAUUUUACCGACUACUGUCAUUAGCAGAUUAUAUAAGCUGUAGCUAGUUAACUAACUAACAUUCAGUCGGUGCAACCUCAGUCUCCAGCUGAGUAGUAUGACAUUUGCAAAAGGGUCUAAAAUAUGCAUUUGAUGGCUACAUACAGAUGUAAUACUGUGUAAUGAUGUAGAAAAGACUGAGGCAAAUGACAACAGUCGCUGACAUAUUUUAUUAGCUGUGGCUAGCUAGCUAAUUAAGCUAACAUUAUCUUGGGGAAACACUGCGACUUUUUAAUGUUUCCAACGCUUAAACUCCAAUAUAGCAGUUAUUAGCAUCCAAGACUGGUGCUACAAUGGCUUCUGUAGUUGAUGUGUUAAUUUUUAAUAGGGCUUUAUCUAAAGUAAUCGGUUACCCCACACGAUAAUGUAGUUAUCCAACAAUAUGCUAACAGAUGGCCUUGGCAGUAACUUUAGUUUCUUUUUAAAAUAAGGUUUAGUCGCCAUAUCUAAAUAAAGACACGACAGCUCUUAAUUAACCAUUCGCUAACCCUCCCCCAAACAACGACUAUCAUUGCUUAGCGACCGCAACUUGGCUUUUGAUUUCUCAGCAUACUGAAGAGGUGUGCAUGGCGCUGUAGUAAGAGCAAUACUCAGCAUUUCAAGAGUUUGGAGGGUCGCAUCUCUUAUCUCCUUUCCAAAAACUGAACACCUCACAAAAGCAAAAGUGUAAGACAUGGAUUUAACUGUGUGUUUAGGCUGCUAACCAUGCUACCAACAUUAGCAUGCGUGGUUAACUAGAUAAAAAAGUAACCUAUUGUUCUUGUUACUUGCUUUACAGCCAUAGUUGCUCGUAUAAUAAGGUUUACGUGCAGUUUAGUGUCCCAAAUUCCACUAUGGCCACCCCAAGAUCCACCCUACGAAGCAGCUCGAUUGGUUGGGGUUAGGCAUUUGACCUUGAGUGGUUAUGGUUAGGAUAGCCGAUUGGUCAGGGGAUAGGACCUGUACAAAUGGGGUUACGUUACGGGGAAUUUGGGACACUAAACUGCACGUAUACCGUAUAAUAAUUGCUGUUGUUGAUGUGGAUAUACAUUUAUUUUCAGUCGUUUCAUGCAACAGCUUGUUCAGGGGGAUUUGAUUCUCACCUAAAUCCCCUUUCGAUUCCCACAAACAACUUUCACUUGAUUUCCCAUGAGCCUGUCGGCACCAUCCACAGAGGCAUAACUGAAUCCCAGGUGUAUUAUGGGAGCUGUAGUUCUAGCCUUGAUAUAUAUAUAUAUUUCUCUUUUUUAGGAAUAUGUUCAAACCUGAGCCACAGACACAAACUUUUGAAUUUAAAUCCCUGGAAGAAAAGUCUCAGAGCAUCUUACACUUCUUUUUGAUAUCUGGGAUUUUUGGAUUUCUCUAAAGACGUCUCAGAAACUUUUUGACAGUGCUAUUUUUCUAUGUAAUUGUGAUAUGUAACAACUUUUUCUGGCGGGCGUUUGAGGUCCACUCUUCACGUGGUGACAGUGACAAUUUUCUGUUGUACGAUGAAACAACAUUGCGGGUAAUGGUGAAAACAAUAAUAUGAUAUUAUCAUCAUAUAAUAGAAUAACAAUAAUGUACACAGCCUUGUUUUUUUCUCCUUCAAUUUUGUGGAUACUCAGCUAACUUCUCCAUGUUGUGACUGACUGUUUUAAACUGCAAGUCCCUUGAGCGCAACACUACCCUGACUCCUCACCAGUAUUGUGUGCUGUCCACAGGGAUGAUGUGGUCUGGCGUUUUUCCCUCCAAACACCAAUAAAGGCUUAUCCUCACUCACUGAC